Molecule: messenger RNA, 2892 nt
Organism: Sporothrix brasiliensis 5110
Lineage: Eukaryota; Fungi; Ascomycota; Sordariomycetes; Ophiostomatales; Ophiostomataceae
Exons: 1
Coding region: 1-2892 (963 amino acids)
Source: RefSeq, a predicted model, not a curated record
AUGGACCGGCCAUCGACUGCAGGAUCGAUUCGCCGGGCCAGAGAACGAGCACAGGCUGCUGCUGGAGCCCGCGAAGACUUUACAACAUUCGCGAGAAGAAUGGCCCAAACAACUCAGCCGCCAGGUUCGCAACAACAGCCACCGCCACCACAACAACAAUCCGGCCAGAACACGCGGAUACCAAUCUCAAGACCAGUGCCGGCACCACAAUGGCCUCUGGCCGGCCCGCUCGCUGCACCAUCAAACUUGAACGGAAACGGCAACGGUAACCGAAACGGAGCUGCCAACGAGACGGAGCCGUAUCGUCCGCCGCCAGGACGCUCGCAAGUGCCACAGCGGCCACCGCGGCCAAGCCGUGUGCCUUCCAUUCUGGACAGUUCAAAAAUUCAGGACCCGACGCCGACAGUUUUUGCCUACAAUGCCGGAAUCCAAUCUGAAGCCGAUGCGAGUGCCGAUGCGAGUGCGAACUUGCAGGUCCCAGACAGCAGAUCGAAGGCAAACCGCGAGUCUGACUUGUCCAUGACACAGCAGUCUAGCGCCUCGUCCAUGUCAAGGAAUUCGACUGUUUCUUCUGUUGGAUCCAUCCCAGAUUUUCCCGUCCCCGUUGCUGUCCCAGCCGCCAUCCCUGUUCCACCUCCUGUGGUCGCCAUGCCGCCACCCCGUAGAAGCGUGAACCUGGGCCCUCCACCAUCCGCUCGUCGUGGCGCGUCGUCCUUCUACUCCAACGCCUCAUAUGUCUCUCCCAUCCCGGAGGAGAGCCCGCGAUCUCGUUCGCACGCGUCAUUCGCGUCGAGUGCCGCCAUGCCCGACAACUGGGGGUCGUCAUCGUCCUUGGCAGUGAGCCCGAACUACGCCGAUGCAACCUCGUUUUACGAAGACAUUCCCGAAGAAAGCCGCGAAUCAUCCAAUGCGAGCGGUUAUGGUGACGAAGACGGAAGCAGAAGCAGUGCGGGCAGUGCAGAGGGCGAUCGCGAUCUCGACGAGAAGCAGCUCGAUCUUGAUGAGAAGCAUCUCGUCCGCAGUGCUAGCAUCGGCAAGCGUGGCAAGGCUGCUCUCGUGACGACCAGACAGAGAGACAGCAACCCAGGGGCCAAUACUUUCCGCGACGGAACUGGUUUUGUUGAUGCUUCUUCCUCAUCGUCGGCCAUCACCGCACAAACGAACAGGGCUACCGCUGGCUCAACGCUGACGGCGGACAGCAUCCUCGACGCCUAUGAUGCAGCAACGUCGACAGAUCCCUCAAACCCAAGUCGUCGGUUGUCUGUCUCCCCGCAGCCAGGUUUCGACUUUGGUGGCCCUGCCCGGCCUUAUAACCGCUUGUCUGCCAUUCGCCGGCCACCACGCCUUGACAUUGAUGCCGUUCGUAAGGCAGAGGCUCGGGGCAGCUUAACCAGUCUUCCUGAUCUUAUCCGCCGUGCGACGCGACUUGCAGCUAGUCUUGACAAGGGCCGUCGCCCAGCGAGCCGUCUCGAUGACCUCAACAUGUCCCCUGGUAUGGAAGGCCGUGGUCGCACAGAGAUGGAUGGUGAAAAGCACCAGUCUGGCCUAUCAGACAUGCUCGCGGCAUUUCCCCCCCCUGCACAGGCCAACCGUCGCAGUUUCCUACAGAGCUUGCGUGAGCAGGUCGGAUCGUGGCCGUUGCCUCUUAAUAUUAAUAAUGUUCGGAAUAGCCGCCUCAGCGGCCGUCCUAUGGAUGCCGAAAGCAUUUCAGACCUGACCGACCUCAAGAACCAGCGCAACGGCAAGGGCCGCCGGUGCUGCGGCUUGCCCUUGUGGGGUUUUCUGCUGGUCGUCGUUGCUGUCCUCAUCAUCAUCGCAGCUGCUGUUGUGAUUCCCCUGGAGUUCUUUGUCAUCCGCAAACAGAACUCAGCAUCGGGCAGCACAUCCGCACUGGCAAAAUGCCAAACCCAAAUUAGUUGUGCCAACGGUGGUACGAAUGUUGUAUCGACCCAGGGCGUUUGUUCGUGCAUCUGUACCAACGACUUUACUGGUUUCGACUGCAGUGUUGCUGGAGACAAUGGCUGUACAACAACGACCAUAACGUCGACAGGUACGACCAGCAGCCUCUCCAACGCCACACUUGGUAAUGCGCUGCCGCGACUCAUUGAGCAGGCCCAGCAAAACUUUUCCGUUCCGCUUUCUGGAACGGAGAUUCUGGCUGUUUUCAACUCUGGCAACUUGAGCUGCGGGGCCGAGAAUGCACUGGUGACGUUUAACGGCGAGACUAUACGGAAGUCGUCGAGUGGCUCGACCGUUGUGGACGCAUUCCUGACUGGAGACGGAGACAACACCUUUGACGACGUGUCUGUUGUCAAUGGCGUGGCCAUUGUUACAGUUACAGUUGAGGCCACGGGUGUGAAUGCAAAGAGAGACGGCACGAUCGUGACAGCACCCGGGGGACCUCCUGGGAACCCGGACCAGGUGUUCCCCACGCAGUCGGGCGGAACUCUGACAAUCAGCACGAAAAUCACGCCCUCGAUUGUGUCGCCUACCUCCACGACGACUGUGACCACGACAUUCACGCCGUCGCCGACGAACAGUGGCGGAGGAGGAGGCGGGGGCGGAGGGGGUGGCGGAGGAGGAACAGCGACCAGCAGUAGUUCGUCGGCGUCUGCGUCGGCUAUGUUCAAGGUGACUGAGGACGUUCUGGACUUUGCACGUGUCGCUGUGCUCUUUAUUCUCCAAGAAGACACGCUGGCGAAUGCCGAACAGGCCCAGAGCACUCUGCAGAGGUUCUUCACCCAGGCCAGCGCAAGCUCCCUUACCAAUGGCAAGGGUGUGACCGUGGAUAAGGCGACAAACGUGACGCUCGGCAACAGCAACUCGGUCAACCUGGUCCAGCUCCAGGUGAACGCCGCCAACACGCUGCGCGGAGUUGGAAUAUCCUCCUGA